This is a messenger RNA of Durio zibethinus, 1644 nucleotides long. RefSeq names its product SUN domain-containing protein 2-like. Gene Ontology annotation, cellular component: nuclear envelope. Gene Ontology annotation, molecular function: protein-membrane adaptor activity. NCBI's taxonomy places the organism in Eukaryota, Viridiplantae, Streptophyta, Magnoliopsida, Malvales, Malvaceae. The record is from RefSeq and is a predicted model, not a curated record.
AUGACGGCUGCAGCUCAAUCCUGUUAUAACAGCUUGGAAUCGAGGUCAAUCAUGAUGUUCAAUGAGCUCAGCCACCCUUUCUUGUUUAGGUUUGUGAGUAGUCGAAGAAGAUCAUUAUCGAAGGACUCUAUGCAAACGAGAAAAGUCCCUGUGGGUCAAAACGGGAACAUUCCGCUGCGGCGAACGCGGAAAGGAGUGCUCAACAAGACGGAGAAACCCCGGUGGUUGACUGUGGGUAGUAUCUUUGUUAAGAAUUUAGUGCUUUUGCUUGUUUUGGCCGGGUUGGUUCAGAUUAUUAGGAGAUGGGCUUUGAAAUCUGGGGGUGUUAGUGGGGUUGGGACACAGAUUGGAUUAACUGAAUUCGAGGGUAGAGUUGCUGAGGUUGAGAGUUUUUUGAAGACCACAGCUAAAAUGAUUCAGGUUCAGGUAGAGGUUGUUGAUAGGAAACUUGAAAACGAAAUUGGUGGGUUAAGGAGGGAACUGAAUGAGAGAAUUGAGGAUCAAACUGGGGUCUUGCAGAAUUCGUUGAAAAAAUUGGAAGAAAAGAGUGAGGGAUUGGAUAAGUCCUUGAGUGAAUUGAAGAGCGCCAAUUUGUUGACAAAAGAAGAGUUCGAGAUGAUGUAUGAACAAAUAAUAAAGGAGAUGAGUGAAAAUGGUAAGACUGAAAAUGCAGUGAGUUUGAGUGAUCUAGGAGCAUAUGCAAGAGAGAUUGUUAAGAAUGAGAUUGAGAAGCAUGCCUCGGAUGGGCUUGCGAGGGCUGAUUAUGCACUGUUUUCGGGCGGGGGAAAGGUUGUUAGGCAUUCCGAGCCCUUUCUUGGUGAAAGGAAGCAACUGGCUUUGACAAGUAGUCAAAAUGGUGUUCAUCGUGAUGCAGCCAAGAUGUUGAAGCCUAGUUUUGGAGAACCAGGGCAGUGCUUUCCAUUGAAAGGAAGCAACGGGUUUGUUCAGAUCAAGUGCGCACAGCUAUUAUCGCAGAGCUAUUACUUUGGAACAUUUGCCAAGAGUGUAGCAUAUGAUAGAUCCAGUGCACCCAAGGACUGCCGAGUCUCUGGCUGGCUGCAAGCUCGUGAUCUUGAUUUACCGGUUGAUGGCAAUAAGAUGUUUCUUUUGGCUGAAUUCACAUAUGACCUAGAGAAGAGUAGUGCUCAGACCUUUGAUGUGUUGGAUGCGGCAGGUGUUGGCAUUGUUGACACAGUCAGGCUGGAUUUCGCUUCCAACCAUGGAAGCCCUUCACAUACCUGCAUUUACCGUUUGAGGGUGCAUGGUCAUGAGCCCGAUUCUGUUUCAGUGGUGAAAAUGCUGCAUUCUUGACGCAUAUCAUCCUUUGCAAUCUGCAUUCCUCAUGUAAUUGUUUUUUUUUUUUUUUUUUUUUGUCUUUGUAUUUAAUUAAAUAUUACUUAGGUCAUUCUACUUGCUAGAUACAGAUUUGUUAUCGUGUUAAUGUUUUCUUCUGUGUAGCAAAUGAGUGUGAAUCUACUUGUAGUAUUCCAGUUAGGCUCUACUUGAAUCGAGAACAAUGAUCUGUAUGAAACUGAAAUAGAUAUGCCUUGGUCUCUUGGCAGAAAAAGUUUGAUAGACCACUAUAAUUGUUUGGGCAAUUCAACACUAUCCUUGCUUAGAGUAUAUUCAUUUCAUAGACAUGAU